Anopheles gambiae (African malaria mosquito) is the source of this 4565-nucleotide messenger RNA. It is a transcript of the gene Zip99C, whose product is annotated as zinc transporter ZIP13 homolog. Gene Ontology annotation, biological process: intracellular zinc ion homeostasis; zinc ion transmembrane transport. Gene Ontology annotation, molecular function: zinc ion transmembrane transporter activity. NCBI's taxonomy places the organism in Eukaryota, Metazoa, Arthropoda, Insecta, Diptera, Culicidae. Bases 2481 to 3581 code for a protein of 366 amino acids. The transcript is spliced from 5 exons. Gene Ontology annotation, cellular component: membrane. The record is from RefSeq and is a predicted model, not a curated record.
UUCGUUUCUUCUCUCUGUAUAAAAAACCAUUUUCGCACCAGGCUAGGUGCAGUCGCAAUAACGUUCCAUGGAAGUGGCAGCCGACCGUCCGUGCAAACAUUGCUCAACAUUUCUAGGCUUCAGUGCAGAAAGAGAAAAUCACGCCCAAUGUUUAGGAAGAAAGACGACGGGUCAGCGACGAAGGUUCAAGGAUAACAUGUUUUGUUUCACUAAACACACAGAACGAUACCGAUCUACGUUAGCGACCGAUAUGGAAACUAAGGUAACGGCAAACCCCGGUUUCAAGCGGAAUGAAAACAACUCAGCUAUGGGUAGCAGUGCAAUUUGUGUUGAACAGCACAAACGGUUCUAGCGUCGAAUUAUUGUAAUCGCAUCGGAAUAGCAUUACAUUGCACUCUCCCGCGCGGCUUAUCAUCCCGGCAGUCAUGCAAACCACCUACAACCAUCACGCUUUUCUCGGUGUCAGAAAAAUAGUCUCACCAAGCACCGGUCAGAGCGAUAAGCGGCAGCAACAACAAAAAUGGUUACAUGGAAUGCGUUCAAAUGGUUGUGCCGUGAUGGUUGGCUGCUGUGCAAAUAUGGUUGUGCGGUAAAAACCAUCUUAUCAGUAGCAAAAAACCACCGCGCCAAAGCACUUCAUCUCACCCCAGUGCACUGUGUGGUGCGUCAUAAGCAGCGGGCAUAGAAAACGGGUAGAAAACCAUCUUUAGAUACACAUCACACCCAUACACAGCAAACACUGCGGGCCCGAUGACUAGAUGGUUUUCAGAUGGUUGGAGCCGAACAAAGAAAUCACAUGGUUGCUGAGUGUACAAGAGACACGGGCCCGCGCACAGACACAGACACGCACACAGGGCGAUAGUUAGCAAUGAUUUCCCUUUCCAUACGGUUGCAACCAUUUGGACGUCGUCGGACAGGGUGUCGGUUUGCCGGUGGGCAGAAGAGCAAGCAGUCCGAAUGGUUUUGAAGUGCGCAGUUGCGCGUUUAAAGCGUAUGUGUGUGUGUGUGCGCGAACAAACUGACGGCACGGUUUUACAUGGUUUGAAUUGCGUGCGCAGAAAUGGUUUUCUCGCUGCUCACACACCACUACCACGCUAAAGGUGUGUACGCUUCGCGGUUGAUCCCGUGUGGUUGUCGUACUUUUUUUCUUCCUUUCUCUCUCUUCCCCCGUCCGACCAAGGCCGCACAAACACGUUCUGCGAUCGAGCCCGACACAGGGCCAGCAAAAAGCCGAUCCCUAGGUUCGCGGAUCAGUCGAUAUUCGAAGGCUAGUUGUGUCGUGUGUGCAAGUGUCCACGGAAAUACGACUGCAACAGCGGUAUGGUAAGCAAUAUUGCAAUCCUGUCACGAUAGGAAGUGAUAAACACGCCGGAUCCGGUCAUCAUCCCGGCCUGCCGUAAAGUGGAUGACAAAAGAAUCGCUCCACGAACCGGGGACAGAACGGAAAGAUUCAGGUUACUACGCGUUUUGCCCCUUUCCAUAUCUCUAGCAGGCAUUGCCAUCGUCAAUGACAACAACGGGUGUCUUGUACCUGAGAGUUAUGCUACAACACCACACGGAUAAGAAUUGCUUCCCAUCCACAGAGCACAGCGUCCGAAGGGUUUACAAAGUGCGCGCUGCUUUAUCAAUACUUUCGUUUGCAUUGUCCGUUUGCCCAGUUGUUGUGCUGUAAAGUGCUAUUUUCUAUGUAUCAUUCCCCUUUUCGGACCUUGGUGUGCGUUUCCUAUGUAUCUGCUGUGAUGCGGGAGUGAAUCGGGAGAGAGAAGAAGAAGAGAGAGAGAGAGAGAGAGAGAGAGAGAGAGAGAGAGAGAGAGAGAGAGCGCACACGAGGGGCACAUGCUGGCUGCCGCAAGAGAGACGAUAAGAAUGACAUCAAAAUCAGCUGGUUGUGUCAUUAGUGAAGAACGAGCGGCCCUAACAAGACGCGGUCGGUGCUGUUGUUACCCCCUUCUCCCUUUGUACCCAGUGAAUGUAUAGCUAAGAACGAAAACACCAAAACAAUCUCAAGGUCUGGAGAGCAAAACCCCAAGACCCCCAACGGACGCGCCAAGCUGCUAAUUGUGAUUCCGAAUUCCUUCAGGGUCGAUUAGUUUCGAGUGUUUGAGUAAGAAGAAAACCUUCAAACGCCAUCGUACCGGACUAAAUAUUCUUAACGGACAGCACCCGGCGGGGGUUGUCCAAUCUACGCAGGCAGGCAGGCUGAAACCGCACAAGCAACACACAAGAGAGUCAAAUUUGCAGUGACAGCAGAGCAUCUUGUACUAAAUCACGCAACCAGGCACACGGCGGCGGGCCUUGAUUGCCAUUGUGUUCGCCUAAUCCACUGAAUGGGAAGCGUUGGACUGUAGUCCCUUUGAGUUCACAACGCGCGCGUCCUCGAGUGUAGAGUAACCUAGAGUAAGGGCGCAGCAGUUCAUCCCCAGACUUGUGUGAAGUGUAACGAAGAAAUACUCUCCGAUCCUCAGCGGUCGCAGUGAAGAAUGGCAACGAUGAUGAACGUAACCAGCAGCUUUCUGGACGAAACGCUCGUCUAUCUGUACCGGGAGAUGAAUCACUUCGUGCCGGAGUUUAUCGUCUCGUUCGGCUACGUGCCGUGGGUGUUUUCGCUGCUCGGUUCGGCACUGAUCGGACUGUCCGGCAUACUGCCGAUGUUUAUCAUCCCGGAUCCGGCCAAAGGUGGAAAGGAUUCGGAACUGAGUGAUCCGGCCGAAUCAAAGACCCUCAAACUGCUGCUCAGCUUCGCCGUGGGUGGCCUGCUGGGCGAUGUCUUUCUGCAUCUGCUGCCGGAAACGUGGGAGCACGAGAUUGCGGCCGGACCGACGGCCGACGGACAUCCGUCCCUGCGCAGCGGCCUCUGGGUGUUAGGCGGUCUGCUGCUCUUCACGAUGGUGGAAAAGAUCUUUUCCGGCUAUGCAAACGUGGACGAAAAGAACCCGCAGCCAAAAUGUGUCGAAAUCGCCACCUGCCUGCUGCGCCGAAGUGGUGGCAAACUGCCCGAAGGGUUCGUUGGCUGCGGUGGCGAUGGGAAGGGUUCGUGCGACAUCGAGGACGUACCGAACGGGUGCUUCCUGGCAGGAAACGGGGCCGGUGGUGAUACGGCACGUGACGAAGCGGGCCACAAGAAGGUGGCCGGAUAUCUGAAUCUGCUGGCCAAUUCGAUCGACAACUUUACGCACGGGCUGGCGGUGGCGGGUUCGUUCCUGGUCUCGCUACAGCACGGCCUACUGGCUACGUUUGCCAUUUUGUUGCACGAAAUUCCGCACGAAGUGGGCGACUUUGCGAUCCUGCUCCGGUCCGGAUUUAGCCGCUGGGAUGCGGCCAAGGCGCAGCUUCUAACCGCCGGGGCCGGUUUGCUCGGUGCGCUGGUGGCGAUCGGUGGUAGCGGUGCUACGACGGCGCUGGAAGCAAAAACCUCCUGGAUUGCACCGUUCACUGCCGGUGGCUUUCUGCACAUUGCACUCGUGACGGUGCUGCCGGAUCUGCUGGACGAGUCGAGCCCGUGGGAAUCGUUCAAGCAGUUUGCCGCCCUGCUGCUCGGCAUCGGAUUAAUGGCGUUCAUGACCAUUUAUCUAGAACAUUAGGGUUUAUGGUAAUAGUGCAAGGUACAUUUCAAGGCUGGCUGGUUUCCGGCGGCAAGUACACAGUACACGGUGUGCGUGGUUCGUUUGUUGCGUUGCGCAUCGGAAACGGUACGUUUAUUUUUGUAUAGAUAUUUGUUAAACUGUCCCGUAAGAAACAACUUAUACGCUACAAAAUCACACGCACGAUAUAAUGUGAUAGGUUUAGCUGACGAUUACUACUAUUUACCUACAACUGGUAGGGGAAAUUGACUACACCCUUUCCCUCCCAUACUGAACGGUAACAAGCGAUGUAAAUAUAAAUCAUGAUGCAUUGAAAGAGAGCGCCAAGAGAGAACGAUUCUGAACCGUCUUUCAAAAUUAAGUUAGUUGCUAAUUGAGUAAGAUAGUAGAAUGGCAGGCGUGAUUGGAAAUUAUAGUUAAUAGCAGUAAGGAACAAAUAUAGGACUUCAACACACGUGCGUGCGUGCGUGCAUAGGCUAGCAGGGACACGGUGUGAUCGAAUCACGAAGAAAUUAGACGAUGCCAUAUGUUACUAUAUUAUUGAUGUUGUCUUCCGAUUUCGGAGGAGCGUUUUCCGAUAAAAGUAAACAAUUACUUCAGCAAACUUUGUAAUACUUUGCAAUUUAUUCAAAAAACCACUCCUCUCACGCGCAACAAAACAGACUCAAUGAAUGGUAGUUAGACGGUGUGUGUGUGUGUCUAGCAAACUAGUCGGAUUGAAUUUUUACCGAACUACCAAUCCUCCCCUUCUGUGAAGCAAUUAUUACUGUAACGUGUAUCUGUAAAUUCCAACAUUUCUCAAUUUGUAUAAUGGAUGAAAUAUAGGAGUAAACACACUUCGCGCCCCGGGGAGAUUGAUUGUGAUAGAAUCUUUCGUGCGCGUGUACAUCACUUGAAAUCAACGCGAAAGAUUAACGCUGUUGUGUUAGUAUGUAAACAACAAGGUCAAAUAAAUUACAUCUCAAUGUGAGAAGGUGUUUGAAA